Aspergillus caelatus is the source of this 1654-nucleotide messenger RNA. RefSeq names its product kinesin family protein. Gene Ontology annotation, cellular component: kinesin complex; spindle; microtubule. Gene Ontology annotation, molecular function: microtubule binding; ATP binding; ATP hydrolysis activity. Bases 231 to 1598 code for a protein of 455 amino acids. The record is from RefSeq and is a predicted model, not a curated record. NCBI's taxonomy places the organism in Eukaryota, Fungi, Ascomycota, Eurotiomycetes, Eurotiales, Aspergillaceae. The transcript has a single exon. Gene Ontology annotation, biological process: microtubule-based movement.
CCUGAGUGGGUGGCAGGCGGAGUCAAAGACCUCGUACUCGACCAACACCAAGUUAAAAAGGGAAAUAAAAUAAUACUGUAUAUGGAGACAAUCUAAGACACUAUGAGGGACCGCCUGCAAAAUGAGAAUAUAUUUUCAAAACUCCCUGCCUCCCUCUCCGUCUUGAGGUAACAACUCUUCUACUCUUAUUCUCUCCUCUUCAAUCUCAAUUGUCCUAUCGGUAAUACCUAAUGCAUCAAUUCAAAGUAUACACCCGCUGGCGGCCUCUCUCCCCUGGCGAGUCAACAACACCAGAGAUUCAACGCACACACAACCCACAAGACACUGGCCAAGUAUCUAUUUCGCUUACCCCUUCUUCACGCUCUGCCACUGAGCGUCCGUGGAAAAGCGAAGCUGCAUUCACACAAGUAUUCGAAGCAACCGACAAUAACAAGUCGGUCUUUGAAGCCGCAGUCACCCCAACCCUUCCCUAUGUUCUUAGCGGACGAUCAUGCAAUUUCUUUGCUUACGGUCACUCCGGAAGUGGGAAGUCACAUACGAUUAUCGGAUACGAUUUUGAGAAUCCUGAUGAAUUUGGGUUAUGCCUAGCAGCUGCCAGACAUCUCAGCGAUACAUUGGCAGAAUAUAACCGGGACAUUGAUAACCCUGCUGAAGAACUAGCCAUUGGAAUUCGUAUGUUCGAGCUACGCAAAAAUAUAGCCUUUGAUCUGCUCAAUGGACGGUGCCAAUGUUAUGUCCGCGAAGGGCAUGACGGGAAAACACACAUCAGGGGUGAGACUGAACUCCUGGAGGAGGGCAAAGUCCGGGUCCGUCCGAUCGUUACGAAAGCAUGUUGGAGCUUCGAAGACCUGCGCCAGGAGCUGCUGGCGGGGCUCAAGCUGAGAGCGACGGGAACAUCCACGAUCCAUGACCAAAGCUCGCGCACACACGCUGUUUUGGAACUAGAGAUUGUGACCAGGGCACUCCUUGAGGCUCGCGAUGCGGUUGUUCAGCGGCAAUCGGAAUUAGUCCCGGUAGGAAAACGUGCGACUGAUAUCUACAUCGAAGAGAACACGAAGGGAUAUAUUCAAGGUGCAGAUGGCAAAUAUAUCCCCAACCCUGACUACCAAAUCGACCAGGCACGGAUUGACGCCGCCGAAGCCAAGAAGGCCGAGUUCGAAUCAUACGUGCAGCAGGCCGAGGACAAAGUCAGUGAUAUUUUAAACUCAUCCGGUCAUACAUGUCUCGGGGGCAAACUGGUUUUUGUCGAUCUGGCUGGUUCCGAGUAUUAUCAUGACAAGACGAUCUCUACCGUGCCGCGACCAAAGCAAACACCCCAGGAGCAACAAGAAGGCCGGCAGAUUAAUACGGACCUCCUGGCAUUGAAAGAGGUUAUCCGAGCACGAGCGUCGAAGCAGGCACGCAUUCCGUUCCGGUCGUCACCCCUGACCAUGGUACUGCGUGACCACUUCCUCGGCACGAAUACGACUGAUAGUUAUUCUGCUAUGAUCCUCACGGUGUCACCGUCAUCGGAGCAAUUCGCCGCCACUAUGAACACCCUGAAGUACGGGAGCCUUGUAGGUGUCGCCGGUGGAGAGAAGAAAAGGGUGACGCGGUAGAGGGUGAAACAACCAUGAGCGAGACAUUGCAUCCGGAGCACCGAGAAUACAUUGAA